Messenger RNA from Macrobrachium nipponense, 2874 nucleotides. RefSeq lists its product as uncharacterized. Gene Ontology annotation, molecular function: nucleic acid binding. NCBI's taxonomy places the organism in Eukaryota, Metazoa, Arthropoda, Malacostraca, Decapoda, Palaemonidae. The record is from RefSeq and is a predicted model, not a curated record. Bases 1 to 2874 code for a protein of 957 amino acids. The transcript is spliced from 6 exons.
AUGCCGAAGCACAAGCAUUUCACCACACUCUACCUCCGAAGUGGCCACGGUGAACAAGCAGGAGCAACAAUGAAGUUUUUGGUAAUUGUGCUCUUGGCGGCUUCCGUUUGCGCUACUGAAAUUGAAAAGCGAGAUGCGGAGCCAAGCUAUGGGUCUUAUCGUCCUACCUAUGGAAAUGGUUAUGGUUACCCACAUGGCCACCAGUACGGGAAGAGGUCUGCUGAUCCAGAACCAGAGCCCGAGGCUUCCUACUCCUCUGGACGACGCUACCCUGUAAGCCAUUCCCAUGGCCACCAGUACGGAAAGAGGUCUGCUGAUCCAGAACCAGAGCCUGAGGCUUCCUACUCCUCUGGACGACGCUACCCUGUAAGCCAUUCCCAUGGCCACCAGUACGGAAAGAGGUCAGCUGAUCCAGAACCAGAGCCUGAAGCCGAGGCUUCAUACUCCUCUGGUAGACGCUACCCUGUAAGCCAUUCCCAUGGCCACCAGUACGGAAAGAGGUCCGCUGAUCCAGAACCAGAGCCUGAAGCCGAGGCUUCAUACUCCUCUGGUAGACGCUAUCCUGUAAGCCAUUCCCAUGGCCACCAGUACGGAAAGAGGUCCGCUGCUCCAGAACCAGAGCCUGAAGCCGAGGCUUCAUACUCCUCUGGUAGACGCUACCCUGUAAGCCAUUCCCAUGGCCACCAGUAUGGAAAGAGGUCUGCUGAUCCAGAACCAGAGCCUGAAGCCGAGGCUUCAUACUCCUCUGGUAGACGCUACCCUGUCAGCCAUUCCCAUGGCCACCAGUACGGAAAGAGGUCCUACGGAAAGAGGUCUGCUGAUCCAGAACCAGAGCCUGAAGCCGAGGCUUCAUACUCCUCUGGUAGACGCUACCCUGUCAGCCAUUCCCAUGGCCACCAGUACGGAAAGAGGUCCGCUGAUCCAGAACCAGAGCCUGAGGCCGACGCUUCAUACUCCUCUGGUAGACGCUACCCUGUAAGCAUUCCAUGGCCACCAGUACGGAAAAGAGGUCCGCUGAUCCAGAACCAGAGCCUGAAGCCGAGGCUUCAUACUCCUCUGGUAGACGCUACCCUGUCAGCCAUUCCCAUGGCCACCAGUACGGAAAGAGGUCUGCUGAUCCAGAACCAGAGCCCGAGGCUUCCUACUCCUCUGGAAGACGCUACCCUGUCAGCCAUUCCCAUGGCCACCAGUACGGAAAGAGGUCUGCUGAUCCAGAACCAGAGCCUGAAGCCGAGGCUUCAUACUCCUCUGUACGGAAAGAGGUCCGCUGAUCCAGAACCAGAGCCUGAAGCCGAGGCUUCCUACUCCUCUGGACGACGCUACCCUGUAAGCCAUUCCCAUGGCCACCAGUACGGAAAGAGGUCCGCUGAUCCAGAACCAGAGCCUGAAGCCGAGGCUUCAUACUCCUCUGGUAGACGCUACCCUGUCAGCCAUUCCCAUGGCCACCAGUACGGAAAGAGGUCUGCUGAUCCAGAACCAGAGCCUGAGGCCGACGCUUCCUACUCCUCUGGACGACGCUACCCUGUAAGCCAUUCCCAUGGCCACCAGUACGGAAAGAGGUCCGCUGAUCCAGAACCAGAGCCUGAAGCCGAGGCUUCAUACUCCUCUGGUAGACGCUACCCUGUCAGCCAUUCCCAUGGCCACCAGUACGGAAAGAGGUCCGCUGAUCCAGAACCAGAGCCUGAAGCCGAGGCUUCUACUCCUCUGGUAGACGCUACCCAGUCAGCCAUUCCCAUGGCCACCAGUAUGGAAAGAGGUCUGCUGAUUCAGUACCUUCCUAUGGCUAUCCUUAUCCUGUCUACCACUACCCUACCUAUUACUCUGAAACUCUUCACCAUUUACAACAGAGAGAAAGAAAGAAACCGCCUGAAAAUUAGUAUAAAUCGGCCAUGUGAACGAGUUGCUGAUGCUAUGGGGAUGACUCCGAACGCUGUCCUAGUGUUGGUGAGCCGUGGAAAGAAUCCUCAUCCACCUGAAACACCACCUGCAUCAUCAAAUACUUCGCCUCUGGUCUUUGACAACUUCACCGUUGGUUCCAUUAGGAGACAUGUGCACAGCAUGUUUGCUGCUAAGCGAUUUUUCACUAUUACCAUUUUAGCGGAAGAACUUAAAAUGCUAAAUAUCAUUCCUGGAGAAACAUCUGAGAAGGCAGUAUGGCGAAUCCUCCAUAACAUGGGUUUCCAGUGCAAAACAUCCCAGCGGAAAAUGUACCUAAGGAAAGAAACUUUGGACGUCGUUUGCCGCCGAGUUGAUGCUCUACGAUCCCUCCAGCAACAUCGUGAUGAAGGAAGAGAAGUAGUGUAUGUCGAUGAGACGUGGUUUACGACGAGAAUGCAACAUAGCAAGGAGUGGGUGGACACACCUCAAUCUGUCACCAGUGCCACCUACAGCCGGCAGGUGCCACCAGGAGAAGGAGAGAGGUUUGUGGUGGUAGCAGGUGGUACAGCUAAAGGUUUUGUAGAAAAUUCAUUUUUAUGCUUCCCUGCGAAAAAUAAAACCGGCGACUACCAUGGAGAAAUGAAUUCAGAAAUAUUUAUUCUGUGGCUAACAUCACAGCUCCUGCCGUCAUUUGAGGAUCCUUCGGUGCUGGUGCUAGACAACGCCCCAUACCAUAGCCAAUUGACAGGAGAUAGCCGAUGCCUAACAACAGCUACAAAAAAGGAGGAUUUGGUUAACUGGCUCAGGUCUCGAAAAAUACAGUAUCCAGCUCACGCAACACGCCCUGAGCUUCUAAAGAUAUGCAGGGCCAACCGGCCGAAACCAGUUUACAUUUUGGAUAAUAUAAUCCGUGAAUGGGGCCAUGAAGUGGUUCGCUUGCCCCCUGCCCAUCCUGAGCUCAACGCCAUCGAGCAGGUGUGGGGCUGUAUGAAAUGA